Molecule: messenger RNA, 1659 nt
Organism: Sphaeramia orbicularis (orbiculate cardinalfish)
Lineage: Eukaryota; Metazoa; Chordata; Actinopteri; Kurtiformes; Apogonidae
Product: protein shisa-9A-like
Exons: 6
Coding region: 457-1659 (400 amino acids)
Biological process (GO): regulation of short-term neuronal synaptic plasticity; regulation of AMPA receptor activity
Cellular component (GO): AMPA glutamate receptor complex; postsynaptic membrane; dendritic spine membrane
Source: RefSeq, a predicted model, not a curated record
CUCUCCUUUUGCGCACCAGGUUCUCCCACCCUCGGCUCUUCUAUUCGCUCACUGCGCUCUUAUCCUCCGUACUGCUUGUGUCUGCCUACUACUGUGCGUAAGAGCGCACCGAUGGAUAUGUAAAGGGGUGCAUUCCUGAAAUCGCGAAAUCUGAGCGUCUGAGGCUGCAAAUACUUCUCUGACAAGACGUGCAUGAGCGCAGCAAAGUGCGCAUGAUAGUUAGUCAUAUAGUUCAUUCCACGACGAAUUUUUAAGAUUGCUUUUUGAUUUUUUUUUUUUUUUUUUUUUUUUUCUGGAUGAUGGUGUUUUGGUAAAGAUGUUCGUCUGCGCGGAUGACGGUGCGUUGCUAUUUGGAUCUACGCUUCUGGACUUUCCACCAUAUCAUGACCGUGCGCCUCUUCCACUCUUUCCAAGUAUUUUCGUUACCGCCUGAAGUUGAACAGAGGAGAAAGAACAAUGAGAGGAAAAUACUUUCUCCUCGGUUUCUUGUUGCUCAAAGUUAUGGCUCUUGUGUGCAAGGCGGACGGGGAGCCUGGACUGCUCGGAGGAUUCGUAAUGAUUGCCACCUCCAACGGCUCCAGAGAGGAGGAGAGCGUGUCAGAGGAGACCCCGCACACGGAGGACAAAUGUCGGGGUUACUUCGACGUGAUGGGCCAGUGGGACCCGCCGUUCAUCUGCAAAACGGAAAAUUAUCUGUACUGCUGCGGCACCUGUGGCUUCCGCUUCUGCUGCUCCUACAAACACUCGCGACUGGAUCAGAGCACCUGUAAAAAUUAUGACACUCCGGUGUGGAUGAAGACUGGGCAGACACCCUACAACAAAAUGAACAAGAUGCACGACAGCACCAAAGACAAGACGAACUUAAUUGUUUACAUCAUAUGUGGAGUUGUGGCCAUUAUGGCCCUCGUGGGAAUUUUCACCAAAUUGGGUCUGGAAAAGGCGCACCGGCCCCAGAGGGAGAACAUGUCCAGGGCCGUCGCCAGUGUGCUGCAGGGCGGGUGUCCAGGUGAGCAGUACCGGGGGGAAGAGGCCCUUGGAAUGCAUUCACAGCACUUUGUGUCCAGGGCCACAAACCUCCAAGGAGGCCAGAUCAAUAACAACGUGGGACCGGCCUUGAACAUGGGCCAGCAGCACCCUUACCCUGCACUCAGCCAGCUGGCUCACGUCUACGAGCAGCAGCAGCAAACACAACAGCAGCAGCAGCAACAGCAAAACAAGGAUCUCAACAAGUACGCUUCCCUAAAGGCCGUGGGCCUCUUCAGCAUCCCAAGCAGCAGAAGGGUGGAGGCGGUUGCAGCGAAAGCUCGGUCCCCCAAGGUCCAGUGCUUUGUCCUAGUGGUGGGAGUGAGGAGGCCUGUGUUUCACAUGGCCUUGGGGCAGGCAGCAGAUUUGCUUGGCUUGCUGACUGAUGCCACCAGCGAUGUUAUGUCAGAGGCAAGGAAAGCUCAUGCUGCGGGCACAUUUGUGAAACUCCGAGAUCCCCCAUGUGUCAUCCACGCCACUGCCCCCAUCCACCCCCACCCAAAUAAAAAAAAGAAUACUCCUAACACCCAACACUAUACUCAGGGUGGCGGUCUUAGGAGAGCAAACUCCAUGUCUCACUCUCUCUCCCGCCUGCGGGCUUCAAUAUGGCUUGGCUUGCUCACCACCCUGCCCUGA